This is a messenger RNA of Gigantopelta aegis, 909 nucleotides long. RefSeq names its product histone H1.4-like. Gene Ontology annotation, cellular component: nucleosome. Gene Ontology annotation, molecular function: DNA binding. The transcript has a single exon. The record is from RefSeq and is a predicted model, not a curated record. NCBI's taxonomy places the organism in Eukaryota, Metazoa, Mollusca, Gastropoda, Neomphalida, Peltospiridae. The coding region runs from base 1 to 909 and encodes 302 amino acids. Gene Ontology annotation, biological process: nucleosome assembly.
AUGUCUCGCAAUCGGUCUGGGUCUAAAGCUUCCCAGUCCAAGUCCUCUCACUCGAAGUCCAAAUGCGAAACACCCGUUGAUGAUCAAGGUGCACAAAAUGACGGUUUUGAAUCGACCACUAGUGAUAAAACACCUAUACCAAAGAAAGCAUCCAUGAUCAUGAAAAUAAUAGAGGCCAUCAACGCCAUCAAGGACAAACCGGGAGCAUCUGCUCAGGCAAUUCAGAAAUACAUUGCCUCAACCAGCAUGGCAAAUGUUCCAACAGCACUGCUGAAAUGGCACAUCAGGAACGCCCUCACAAAAGGAGUGAAUGAGGAAAUUCUGAUUCAACCGAAAGGUUCAAAAUCCUCUGGAGUCACUGACCAAUUCCGUCUCGCUCUCAGUCCUGCUAAGGCCAUUGAUAAAAGCGAACCUCGUUGUGCAAGACGUGGGGGAUGCGGUACAGGUGGCCGUCGCGGUGACCGUAGAUCUGGCGACGGGCAAAAAGUUGCAAGCAGCAGAAGCACUCGAUCUAGCAGAGGAUCCCAAAGUAAAUCCCGGUCGGGUGGAAGUCGCUCACGACGUAGCGGAUGUGGCCAGUCUAGAUGUAGUCGAAGUGCACCAAAAGGUAAAUCGCGAUGUAGAUCGCGAUGUCCACCAAAGAGACGUGAGACAUCACGAUGUAAAUCGCGAACACAAUGUAAAUCUAAAAGAAGCCCGUCAGGACGUUCCCGAUCACGACGCCAAUCCUGUCGUGCGUCACGAUGUGCCAAGAAAGGUGCAUCGAGAAGUGGAUUGUCAAAAAGGGCAUCGGAAAGUGGCUAUUCAAAAAGGGCAUCGAAAAGGAAGGGUGAGAGAGACGAGGUCAAGAGAGACAAAGUCAAGAGAGACAAAGUCAAGAAAGACGAAACUGGUGGUGAUUGCUUCUGA